AUGUUUUCCACAGUUCAAGUACCAACAGAAAGUAUAGAAGAUAAGUACAGUGUGAUAUUGCCAACAUAUAAUGAGCGAGGAAAUUUACCAAUACUUAUUUGGUUGCUGGCAAGAACAUUUAAAGAACAUGAUUUAAAUUGGGAAGUUAUUAUAGUUGAUGAUGCUUCACCAGAUGGUACACAAGAGAUUGCAUUACAACUUGCAAAAGUUUAUGGACCGGAUCAAAUAAUUCUUAAGCCUAGAGCUGGUAAAUUAGGUUUAGGAACUGCAUAUGUUCAUGGAUUAAAAUUUGUAACUGGCAAUUUUGUCAUUAUUAUGGAUGCAGAUUUUUCACAUCAUGUCAAUGGUUACGAUAUUGUGACCGGCACAAGAUAUGCUAAUGGAGGUGGCGUUUAUGGAUGGGAUCUUAGACGAAAGAUAAUAAGUCGAGGUGCAAAUUAUCUUGCUUCUACAUUAUUGCGACCUGGUGUUUCAGAUCUUACAGGCAGCUUUAGGUUAUACAAAAAAGAAGUAUUGGAACAAAUAAUUUCUUCGGUUGUCUCGAAAGGUUACGUAUUCCAAAUGGAAAUGAUGGUAAGGGCUAGACAUUUGGGUUAUACAAUAGGAGAAAUUCCAAUUACGUUUGUUGAUAGAGUUUAUGGUGAAAGCAAAAUGGGCGCAAAUGAGAUUGUACAAUAUGCUAAAGGUGUUUGGCAAUUGGUAAGUAAUGAUGAUGAAAUUGGUGAUGUGAAAUUUAUUGUUAUUGAAUUUUAUAUUUUAGAAUAA
Molecule: messenger RNA, 765 nt
Organism: Entrophospora candida
Lineage: Eukaryota; Fungi; Glomeromycota; Glomeromycetes; Entrophosporales; Entrophosporaceae
Source: the annotation of a GenBank genome assembly